AUGGAGCAGGGCAGCGGCGCUGGGGGGACUGGUGGCACGGCACCCCCCGAAGCAGACGGCGGCACAACCCCACUGGUCCCAGCAGCUCUGCAGGCUACCCAGCCCCAAGGGGGGAAGGCAGCACCCAUGGAGGGGACGGUGCCAGCUGCCGGCGGGGCGCAGGGCGAAGGGAAGGAUGAGCCCGGGCAGGAGAAGGCUGCAGCCGCUGCUGCUGCGGCUCAGGAUGGCGGACAGGCAGAGCCUGGGAAGGAGAAGGCUGCGGGAGAGGCCGGAGGAGGGAAGGCAGAGCCGGCGGGGGAGAUGGCCCCGACCGCUCCAGAGCCCGGGGAUGGAUGGAAGGCAGCGCCGGCAGAGGAGGCUUCGGCUGCGCAGCACGAUGGAGGGCAGGCGGCAUCUGCGGAGGAGAAGGUGCCGGCUGCCGCCGAGGCUCGGGAUGGAGGCAAGGAUGAGCCCGGGAAGGAGAAGGCUCCAGCUGUGGGAGAGCCCCAAGGAGGGCAGGCAGUGCCCGCGGAGGGGAAGGGUCCGGCUGUAGCAGGGGCGCGGGAUGGAGGCAAGGACGAGCCCAUAAAGGAGCAAGCCCCUGGUGGGUUAGAGGCUGAGGGUGGUGGGAAAGCAGAGCCCACGGGGGAGAAGGCUCCGGCUGCAGCGGAGGCUGAAGGAGGGAAGGCAGAACCCGUGGAGGAGAAGGCCUUGGCUGCAGCACAGGCUCGGGAUGGCAAAGAGCAGCCUGCAAAGGAGAAAACCACAGCUGCUGCAAAGGAGAAGGCCCCAGCUGCUGCAAAAGCUCAGGAUGGAGGGAAGAAAGCUGCAAAGGCAGAGAAAACCCCAGCUGAUAAAAAGCCUGCGAAGGAGAAGGCUCCAGCUACUGUAAAGGCUCAGGAUGGAGAGAAUAAAGUGGCAAAGGCAGAAAAAGCCCCAGCUGCAAAAAAGGCUCAAGAUGGAGGCAAAGAGGAGCCUGCAAAGGAGAAAGCCGCAGCUCCUGCAAAGGAGAAGGCCCCAGCCGCUGCCAAGGCUCAGGAUGGAGCGAAGGCAGCAGCAAAGGCAGAGAAAACCCCAGCUGCAAAGAAGCCUCAAGAUGGAAGCAAAGAAGAGCCUGCAAAGGAGAAAGCCCCGGCUGCUGCAAAGGUGCAGGAUGGAGGGAAGAAAACUGCAAAGAUGGAAAAAAACACAGUUGCAUCAAAGGCUGAGGACGGAGGCAAAGAAGAGCCUGCAAAGGAGAAGGUCCCAGCGGCUGCCAAGGCUCAGGAUGGAGAGAAGGCAGCAGCAAAGGUGGAGAAAACCCCAGCUGCAAAAAAGGCUCAAGGUGGAGGCAAAGAGGAGCCUGCAAAGGCAAAAUCCGCAGCUCCUGCAAAGGAGAAGGCCCCAGCCGCUGCCAAGGCUCAGGAUGGAGGGAAGGCAGAGAAAACCCCAGCUGCAAAGAAGCCUCAAGAUGGAAGCAAAGAAGAGCCUGCAAAGGAGAAAGCCCCGGCUGCUGCAAAGGUGCAGGAUGGAGGGAAGAAAGCUGCAAAGGUGGAAGCCCCCCCAGCUGCAGCAGAGGCUGGGGAUGGAGGCGAGGAGCCCGCAAAGGCAGCGGCCACGGCUGCUGUGAAGGCUCAGGGUGAAGGGGAGAAAGAGGCAAAGGUGGAGGAGACAGAGAAGCAGCAGCAGCCGAGGGGCCCCGAGCCCCCGCGCCCGGCUCUGCUGCAGAGCCUGAGCUGCCCAGCCGCCUGCCAAAGGGAGGAGCAGCCCUCGGCGGAGGCGGCAGCGAUGGAGAUGAUACCGGAGGAGACCACGGCGGGCGAGCGGGACCUGGUGGCGUGGUGGCCCGGAGAGGGUGACACGCAGCAGCGUGGCCUGGAGAGGGCGAGCGUGACACGCGGGACGGUGGGGAACGAUGUCCCUCCGCCGCCGGCGCCCUUCGCCCACCGCAUCGUCACCCUGCGGUCCGCCAGCGUCAGCUCCCAGUACAACCUCAGCUCCAAGGAGAUCCUGGGAGGGGGCAAGUUCGGCGAAGUCCACAUAUGCACGGAGAAGCAGACGGGGCUCAAGCUGGCGGCCAAAGUGAUCCGGAAGCAGGGCGCCAAGGACAAGGAGAUGGUGCUGCUGGAGAUCGACGUGAUGAACCAGCUGAACCACCGCAACCUCAUCCAGCUCUACGAUGCCAUCGAGACGCCCCGGGAGAUCAUCCUCUUCAUGGAGUUCGUGGAGGGCGGCGAGCUCUUCGAGCGGAUCAUCGACGACGACUACCACCUGACGGAGGUGGACUGCAUGGUGUUCGUCCGGCAGAUCUGCGAGGGCAUCCGCUUCAUGCACCACAUGCGCGUCCUCCACCUCGACCUCAAGCCCGAGAACAUCCUCUGCGUCGCUGCCACCGGGCACAUGGUGAAGAUCAUCGACUUUGGGCUGGCUCGAAGGUACAACCCCCAGGAGAAGCUGAAGGUGAAUUUCGGCACCCCCGAAUUCCUCUCCCCCGAGGUGGUCAACUAUGAGCAGGUCUCCUACUCCACGGACAUGUGGAGCAUGGGCGUCAUCACCUACAUGCUGCUCAGCGGCCUCUCCCCCUUCUUGGGUGACAACGACACCGAGACGCUCAACAACGUCCUGGCUGCCAACUGGUACUUCGACGAGGAGACCUUCGAGAGCGUCUCUGACGAGGCCAAGGACUUUGUCUCAAACCUCAUCAUCAAGGAGAAGAGCGGCCGGAUGAGCGCCGGCCAGUGCCUGCAGCAUCCCUGGCUCAACAACUUGGCAGAAAAGGCCAAGCGCUGCAACCGCCGGCUCAAGUCCCAGGUGCUGCUGAAGAAAUACGUCAUGCGGCGGCGCUGGAAGAAAAACUUCAUCGGCGUCUGUGCCGCCAACCGCUUCAAGAAGAUCACCAGCUCGGGGUCGCUGACGGCACUGGGCGUCUGAGCGGGG
Messenger RNA from Nipponia nippon (crested ibis), 2895 nucleotides. The record is from RefSeq and is a predicted model, not a curated record. NCBI's taxonomy places the organism in Eukaryota, Metazoa, Chordata, Aves, Pelecaniformes, Threskiornithidae.